Diceros bicornis minor is the source of this 1997-nucleotide messenger RNA. It is a transcript of the gene ZNF697, whose product is annotated as zinc finger protein 697. The record is from RefSeq and is a predicted model, not a curated record. NCBI's taxonomy places the organism in Eukaryota, Metazoa, Chordata, Mammalia, Perissodactyla, Rhinocerotidae. Gene Ontology annotation, molecular function: DNA-binding transcription repressor activity, RNA polymerase II-specific. Gene Ontology annotation, biological process: negative regulation of transcription by RNA polymerase II.
GGGAACUACAAAUCAAGGCAUGCUGGGAACAUUCCCCUGCUCCUCCCAGGAAAUGUCCUUUGUCCAGCCCUACAGGAAGCCCCAGUGAGGAGUCAGCCGGGCAGCCAGCCAGUCUGCCAGCCAGCCCGCCGCGGUCGCUGCAGCUGCCGCCGCCGCAGCACAAGGGCAGACGCGCCGCGGCGCGGGGCUCGGACCGGGGCGCUCGGUGCCCUCGCUCCUCGCGGCGCCCGCCGCCGCGCAGGGAUCCCUGGUCACCUCCCUUGUCCUGUUCUUCCCGGAUGGAACAAGAAGAUAAACAGGGCAUGUGUGAAGCCCAGGACUCAGCAAACAAAGGGAUGGGCUCCGAUUUUGAGAACUCUGAAGACAGAGAAGGGGACCCAGAAGAAAGAGGAAUGAGCUCUAAUCCACAGGACGCAGACAAGAGAGAAGGCCACCCAGAGCAGGAGAUGGGCUCCCACCCACAGGAGGAAGCUCUAAGAGAGGACUCAGAGGAGAGGGAACUCGUGUCUGACAUCUGCACAGAGAGGCUGCUGAGUGAGGAAGAGGGAGCUCUCCGCGAGGAAGAGGAUGACCAACCCGCUGUAGCUGAGAUGGCAAUGUUCCCAGGACUGUCAGAGUCCGACAGCAUACCCCGGAGCCCCCCUGAAGAGGAGGAGGAGGAGAGUGCUGGCGAGAACCGCCUAGAGGAGGAAGAAGCGCAGCCGCCCCCUCCCGUGCUUCCCUGGAGGCGGCACCUCUCCCUGGGCGGCCGGCAUCGGGGCGACAAGCCCGCUCACCGCCGCUUCCGCCGGCUCCACCACCCCAUGGCCGUGGACCUCGGAGAGCUCGACAGCCUGAUGGCCAGCAUCAUGGACGCGCCCACCAUCUGCCCUGACUGCGGGGAGAGCUUCAGCCCGGGCGCCGCCUUCCUGCAGCACCAGCGCAUUCACUGCCUGGCGGAGGCGGCCGCCGCGGCCAGCCUGGAGCCCUUCGGCUUCGCGGGCGAGUGCGGCGCGGUGGUGGGCAUGAUGGGCAUGGGCGUGGCGGGGGGCUUCGGGGCGGGGCCCGCGCUGGCCCGGCCCCCGCGCGAGAAGCCUUUCCGCUGCGGCGAGUGCGGCAAGGGCUUCAGCCGCAACACCUACCUGACCAAUCACCUGCGCCUGCACACGGGCGAGCGGCCCAACUUGUGCGCCGACUGCGGCAAGAGCUUCAGCUGGCGCGCCGACCUGCUCAAGCACCGGCGCCUGCACACGGGCGAGAAGCCCUACCCGUGCCCCGAGUGCGGCGAGGCCUUCAGCCUCAGCUCCCACCUGCUGAGCCACCGGCGCGCGCACGCGGCGGCCAGCGGCGCGGGGGCGGCGGCGCUGCGGCCCUUCGCCUGCGGGGAGUGCGGCAAGGGCUUCGUGCGCCGCUCGCACCUGGCCAACCACCAGCGCAUCCACACGGGCGAGAAGCCGCACGGCUGCGGCGAGUGCGGCAAGCGCUUCAGCUGGCGCUCGGACCUGGUGAAGCACCAGCGCGUGCACACGGGCGAGAAGCCCUACAUGUGCUCCGAGUGCGGCGAGACCUUCAGCGUCAGCUCGCACCUCUUCACGCACAAGCGCACGCACUCGGGCGAGCGGCCCUACGUGUGCCGCGAGUGCGGCAAGGGCUUCGGGCGCAACUCGCACCUCGUGAACCACCUGCGCGUGCACACGGGCGAGAAGCCCUUCCGCUGCGGCCAGUGCGAGAAGCGCUUCAGCGAUUUCUCCACGCUCACGCAGCACCAGCGCACGCACACGGGCGAGAAGCCCUACACGUGCAUCGAGUGCGGCAAGAGCUUCAUCCAGAGCUCGCACCUGAUCCGCCACCGCCGCAUCCACACCGGCAACAAGCCGCACAAGUGCGCCGGCUGUGGCAAGGGCUUCCGCUACAAAACGCACCUCGCGCAGCACCAGAAGCUGCACCUGUGCUAGGGCUGGGCCCCAGGGGGCCUGCCCUCUGUCCGCGGAGCAUGUGGGGAGUAGAUGUCUGGGGAC